GGUCGACCGCUAAUGCCGCAGCCCACGACGCAACCACAGCUUCCGAGACAUAAGAACGGAAACCGAAAGAAGCAAAGUCAUGCGCAACGCGUGGGUCGAGAGCUAGCACGUGUUCUAGGAGAGCGCAAGAUCCAUCUGGUCGUGCGCGUGGUCGCGCUGAUCGGCGAGCGUUUGGCGCGGAGUGUACUGGCGGAAACGCUGUCCAUGCAGAAGCAAGGGUUGACUCUUAAGACCGUGACAGGACGACCUCGCACUCUUGGCGGAGCUUUUUUUACUCUCCUUAAGGAACGCGUGACCAAGGAAACGUACAAGGAGAUCUACGCAUUGGAAGACCAGAAGAAGAAAGAAAUGAAGAAGUGUAAGGUGCGCGCGGCACGAAUCAAGACAGAGAACGCUCUAAUGGGAGGCUUUUCCACUCAGCUGCAUUUGGAUGAUGAUGAAUCCAAGGAAGAUGAAGAGGACGGCGAAGUUAACGACGCUCCUGGCGAGGACCCGCGUUUCAUCGAGCGCGACUGGAGUGAUCACGAGAUGAUGGACGAGUAGACGUUUUAUUCAAUAAAACGCGUAUUUUAU
Messenger RNA from Aphanomyces invadans, 573 nucleotides. RefSeq lists its product as hypothetical. The coding region runs from base 13 to 543 and encodes 176 amino acids. The record is from RefSeq and is a predicted model, not a curated record. NCBI's taxonomy places the organism in Eukaryota, Oomycota, Saprolegniomycetes, Saprolegniales, Verrucalvaceae. The transcript has a single exon. Gene Ontology annotation, biological process: snRNA export from nucleus.